CUGUAGCUGUCCAGGUCGCUCGGCUCUCCACUUCUCUCGCCUAGCUCUGCACUUCUUCAUUUUCUCCCUCCUCCUCCUCCCCUCUCAUCCCUCGAAGUUCGAUGCGAUCGGCUCUUGGCCCUGCCGUGAGUUCUCAGUGCGGGCGACAGCGCUGCUGAACAUGGCGUCAGACGGGAUGAUUUUAACAAACCACGACCACCAAAUCCGGGUCGGAGUCUUGACAGUGAGUGACAGCUGUUUUCGGAACCUGGCAGAGGACCGCAGUGGAAUCAACCUAAAAGAUCUGGUGCACGACCCCUCCCUGCUUGGGGGCUCUAUUUCAGCCUAUAAGAUCGUACCAGAUGAAAUUGACCAGAUCAAGGAGACUCUAGUGGACUGGUGUGAUGAGAAAGAACUCAAUCUCAUCUUGACAACCGGGGGGACAGGCUUUGCUCCCCGCGAUGUCACACCUGAGGCCACUAAAGAGGUGAUAGAGCGGGAGGCUCCAGGGAUGUCUCUGGCAAUGCUGAUGGGUUCUCUCAACGUCACACCACUAGGCAUGCUCUCUAGACCUGUGUGCGGCAUCCGCGGCAAGACGCUCAUCAUCAAUUUACCAGGGAGCAAGAAGGGUUCACAGGAGUGUUUCCAGUUCAUCCUGCCCGCGCUGCCCCACGCUAUCGACCUGCUACGGGACGCCGUGGUCAAGAUGAAGGAGGCGGUGGACGAGCUAGAGGACCUGCCUUCGCCCCCGCCGCCCCUAUCGCCGCCCCCCAACAGCUCGCCGCGGCGGCAGACUGAGGACAAGGGCGUACAGUGUGAGGAGGAGGACGAUGACAAGAAAGACAGUGGUGUGGCGUCCACCGAGGACUCCUCGUCCUCGCACAUCACCGCAGCCUCCAUCGCCGCUAAGGUAACCAAUGGGGAGAUCCCAGACUCCAUCAUCUCCAGGGGUGUCCAGGUCCUCCCCAGAGACACAGGCUCUCUGAGCACCACGCCCUCUGAGUCACCCCGCGCCCAGGCCACCUCACGGCUCUCUACCGCCUCCUGCCCCACGCCCAAAACUGAGAUCAUCAACUACAGAGAUGGGAUGGGCCGAGUCCUUGCUCAGGAGGUUUAUGCCAAAGACAACCUGCCCCCAUUCCCUGCCUCUGUAAAGGAUGGUUAUGCUGUAAGAGCGGCUGAUGGUCCAGGCGACCGCUUCAUCAUCGGAGAGUCCCAGGCUGGAGAACAGCCCACCCACACAGUGAUGCCGGGCCAGGUGAUGAGGGUGACGACGGGGGCUCCUAUCCCCUGUGGGGCAGACGCUGUGGUGCAGGUGGAGGAUACAGAGCUGCUCCGCGAGUCUGAGGACGGCACAGAGGAGCUGGAGGUGCGGAUCCUCGUACAGGCCCGUCCCGGACAAGACAUCCGGCCCAUAGGUCAUGACAUCAAGCGUGGGGAAUGUGUCCUGUCUAAGGGAACCCACAUGGGCCCCUCUGAGAUUGGCCUGCUGGCCACCGUAGGAGUCACCGAGGUGGAGGUGCAGAAGUUCCCCGUGGUGGCUGUCAUGUCCACAGGCAACGAACUGUUAAACCCUGAGGACGACCUCCACCCAGGAAAGAUCAGAGACAGUAACCGUUCCACGCUGCUCGCCACCAUCCAGGAGCAUGGAUACCCCACCAUCAACCUGGGCAUCGUGGGGGACAACCCAGAUGACCUGCUGAAUGCCCUAAACGAGGGCAUCAGUCGCGCUGACGUCAUCAUCACCUCUGGAGGGGUGUCGAUGGGAGAGAAGGACUAUCUGAAACAGGUGCUGGAUAUUGAUCUGCAUGCCCAGAUCCACUUUGGACGAGUCUUCAUGAAACCAGGUCUCCCGACAACGUUCGCCACGUUGGACAUGGACGGUGUUCGUAAACUCAUCUUUGCCCUCCCAGGUAACCCCGUGUCUGCUGUGGUGACAUGUAACCUCUUCGUCAUUCCUGCCUUGAGGAAGAUGCAGGGGAUCCUGGACCCACGGCCCACCAUCAUCAAAGCCAGGUUGUCAUGUGACGUGAAGCUGGACCCUCGCCCUGAGUACCACCGCUGCAUUCUGACAUGGCACCACCAGGAGCCUCUGCCAUGGGCCCAGAGCACAGGAAACCAGGUGAGCAGCAGGCUGAUGAGCAUGCGCAGCGCCAACGGUCUCCUGAUGCUACCUCCAAAAACAGAGCAAUACGUGGAGCUGCACAAGGGAGAGGUGGUCGACGUCAUGGUUAUCGGCCGGCUAUGAUGUCAUCAAAGGGGGACGUUGAGAUGGCUUCAUAGAGAGAGGGGGUUCGAAUGGGUGGUUCACGGUGCAUGUCCACAUAUCAUUGACUAUUCUGUAAUAUGCAACGGCACAGCUAGUUUUUCUUGAUUUGGAUAACGUUGAGGUAUAGUCAACAUCUCCAUCACAAACCUAGGUACAUAUGAUACAAAAAAAUAUGAUUCAUUUAAAAGAUUAUAAUAAUAUUUCAAUCAAAGAAAAUAUAACUUUCAAAGAAAAAAAUCUAAUUAUAAAAAGAGAUUUAUUCUGUAAUAUAUUCUUAUGAUUAUUCUUCUUACUAUCAUUGUUAGAUUGUAAGGCAACUUUGUUCCUUUCAUUGCAAUUGCUUUGUGUGUUCAAUGCUAGACCUUAUCAAUAGCA
Oncorhynchus kisutch (coho salmon) is the source of this 2623-nucleotide messenger RNA. Its product is annotated as gephyrin. The record is from RefSeq and is a predicted model, not a curated record. Gene Ontology annotation, cellular component: postsynaptic specialization; cytosol; dendrite. Gene Ontology annotation, biological process: glycine receptor clustering; postsynaptic neurotransmitter receptor diffusion trapping; Mo-molybdopterin cofactor biosynthetic process. Lineage: Eukaryota; Metazoa; Chordata; Actinopteri; Salmoniformes; Salmonidae. Gene Ontology annotation, molecular function: molybdopterin molybdotransferase activity.